Centruroides sculpturatus (bark scorpion) is the source of this 3216-nucleotide messenger RNA. RefSeq names its product fas-binding factor 1 homolog. NCBI's taxonomy places the organism in Eukaryota, Metazoa, Arthropoda, Arachnida, Scorpiones, Buthidae. Gene Ontology annotation, biological process: cilium assembly; establishment of epithelial cell polarity. The record is from RefSeq and is a predicted model, not a curated record. The transcript has 21 exons. Gene Ontology annotation, cellular component: ciliary transition fiber; ciliary basal body; centriole. Bases 272 to 3124 code for a protein of 950 amino acids.
AUUUAAUUGAUUUGUUACUAAAAUUAGAAUAAAAAUAGCUUCCGGGUGGUUAAUAGUAUCGUUUUGAUUCAUUUAAUAGAUAAUUAAGGCGGUUUCUGUGUGUUUAAAUCGUGUAAACGUGGAGGAAAAGAGUAAAUGUUAGGCUAAUAAGGCAUGCACGCGGUAGGAGUUACUUUUAGAGACAGCUAUUAAAAGGAUAUAAUUGGUUGAAAAUCAAACUUGACCAUAUGAUACAAGGGAAAAGAAAAUCAUAGAAAUAAAGAUGUACUAAAUGGAUGAUGAUGAUGAUUUCGAUAUAUCUGAACCUAUUGAAGGAGCUAAUACCAACAAUUUUCAGGAUUUGGAUGAUUUGGAAGACGAUCUUUUUGGAAGUGCCUUGAAAAAAAAGUUAACUUCGAAAUUUACUUCGUCAUCACAAUCUGCCGCAUCGCCAAAGCAUAAGCCUGUAAUUUCUGAUGAAUUUGACGAAGACGAUCCUUUAGCUGGAUUAUUAUCUGACGAAGAUGAAGAUAAACCGAAAACGCCUUUGACAAAGAAAAGAUCCGUACCAUCAACACCUGAUAAGAGAGGAAAUGCGGCAGGCGACACACAAAAAGAUUUCCAGUCGAAAAAGGCAGACACAAUUCUAGACAAAAAAGAUGCUGGAAUUAAAAAACAAGAAACCGUCCAGCCAAAGAAAAAGGGCAUAUUUGACGAUGAUCUAGACGUUUUAGAAAAUUUAGGUUUGAGCGGUUCAACUCAGAAAAAGAAUGUGGCCGAAAAGAAACCGCAGCCGUCUACAAAAGAAAGUUCUUUCAUGAAAGAUCUUCUGGGAAAUAAAAGCGAAGAAAAACAAGAGAAGCCAAAAACAACAGAAUUUAAGUUAGAUGAAAAAUACAAAAUGAAAACUCAAGAGAAAAGUGAUUAUUUAUUUGGUACUUAUAGUCCGUCUUCGUCUGUGGGAGAAAGAGGAACGCCAAGAAGAAGAAAUGCAGGUCUAGACGAUAAACCUCAAACUGCAAAUGCAGCCAUCGGAAGAAGCAACAGUAAAAAUGAUGACUGGUUAUCAUCUGCAAAAGACGAAGUUCCAGCGAUGUCUCGAAGAAAGUCUGGUUCGUCAGAUUGGUUACUGAAAGACAAUGGUGCUACCAGUUCUCCGGGUGCCGGAAGGAGAAGACAGACUGACUGGUUAAAUAAAGAUAACAAAGAAUCGUCAAAUGCAAUAAGCGAUAAAUCGGAUUGGUUAAAUUUUGACGGUAAAAGUCCUGUUCAGGCAGAACGGAAAAGUAUUACCGAUAUAUUUUCGGCCGAUCCCAAUAAAGAAAAGGCAACUGUUAGUGAAAACAGCAAUCACGUUAAUGUUAAACAGCCAGAGAAGAAGGAAGUAAAAUUUCAGCCUGCAGAUCCCAUUACUAAUGAAAAAUCUUCUCAGCCCGCAAGUGUCGUUUCAAGUCCCGUCAAAGAGCAGAAAAUAACAAGUGAGCCACAAGCGAAUACUCAAUCACAAGUAGCUUUACAACUUCAAAAUGAAAUGAUUGAACAAAUAGGAUCACUUCAAUCAAUGGUCACAAAAUUACAAAUGGAAAAGGAACAUCUAACAAACUCUCUCGAGAAUACACAGAAAAGGCAUGAAGAAGAAUUGAAAAUGGCCGAAACACUCAAAAAAGAACAACAAAACAUAAUGGAAGAACAAUUUAUUCAAAAAGAAUGGAGAAUGAAAGAAGAUUACGAAGAAAAACUUAAGAAGCUCGAAAGAUUGGUAGAAGAAUUGAAAAUAGAGAAAAACGAAUUUACCAAAACUCAGAAAGAGAAGUAUGAAGAUGCAGAACUCAGUCAUCGUAAAGAAGUACAGAGGCUUAAAGAAUUACAUGAUCGCGCCGUUGCCGCAAUGAAAGAAGAACAUGAAGAGGCUCUGGCACGAUUGAAAGAAUUAAAAGAUCAAGAAGUCGAAGCCAUUUCUAGCACACAGUCUUACAGCAAAACAAUACAAAAUUUAGCAGAACAAUUAGAAGUGAGAACUUUAGAAUUAAGAGAAUUGCAGCAUACGGUCGAGGGAAGACAUCAAGAUGCAUUAAAAGAAAGACAAAUAUUACUCGACACAAAAGAGAAAGAUCUCAGAUUGAGAGAGCAAAGACUACUAAGGAUAAGAGAAGAGGAGGAGGAAGAACGUGUUCGCUUGCAACAAUUAGUGAUGAGAUUAGAAUCAAGACUGCAAAUUCAGACAAAAGAAACAGAAGAGAACCGUUGGGAACACCAGAAAGAAAAGGUUAAAUUAGAAGUUCAACAAAAGUCUUUAGUUGAAGAACGGAGGCAAUUAGAAGAGCAGUUAGAUUUGGAAAGAAGUCAACUAAAACGAGCAAAAGACUCUCUGUUACAAGAACAACAAAGAUUGUACACCGAAAUUGCGCAACAGAGACAACAGUUAACGGCGGAAAGGAGUCAGUUCGAAUCUCAGAUGAGAAAAUGGCAGCAACAAGAAUCCGAAAGACUUUCGGCAAAAUUAAAAGAUGAGAUUAACUUAAAUGCUGAACGGCAGUUUCUACAAGAGGAAAAGAAACAACUGGAAAUGAAAAGGCAUCAAUUAGAACAAGAACUGAAGAAUUUACAAUUGGACAGGUUAAAUGUAGAAAGAGAUCUUCAAAAAAAUCUAAUUGAACAAGAAACUACAAAUAAACUCACCCUAGAACUUCAGAAAAAAUCUAAAGAAGUCGAGGAAAUGUAUAAAUUAGCUAUACGUACCAGAGAGGAGGGUAAACUGGCACAAAAACAGGCUCAAGAGAUUGAACUUGCAGCUAAUAAUCAAAUAGGCGGACUGACAGCUCAGUUGGAAACAAUUAAAAUGAAAGAGCAGCAGCUUUUGGAGCAAAGGUUAGCAUUAGAAGAAGAAAAGAAACUAAUACAAAGCAAAAAAUCUUUUAUGCUGUGUGCUAAUUGCAGAGUGGCUAUAGGAAAUGCAUUUCCAGCAAUUUAUACCACAACUUAUUUUCCAAACAAAAGGACGUCCACUCCAAAUGUAACUGAAAGAUCCAUCAAUGACCCGAAUAUGUUAAUGUGGAAAAUUAAUGCACAGAAAGAUGACGAAUUUCUGGAAAUAGAGGGAUCGUUUUUAAAAUCUUUGACUGACCAAACAGGACAGAAUGUGUGACACUAUGUUUAAUAUUUGUAAAAAGUUAAAUAUUUAAACAAAAACUAUAUGUAUAUUUUAUAUAGUAAUAUUAUCACAGUUACAUGAAAUGC